Molecule: messenger RNA, 2040 nt
Organism: Colletotrichum abscissum
Lineage: Eukaryota; Fungi; Ascomycota; Sordariomycetes; Glomerellales; Glomerellaceae
Exons: 2
Coding region: 1-2040 (679 amino acids)
Source: RefSeq, a predicted model, not a curated record
AUGCCGGAUCCAUGGCGCCAAUUACGCUCCUUCGUUUUCCUCAGCGAUGAAGAGAUGGGGAAGAAGGACGACGACCAUCACCGCCCUGGCGGCAGCGCCAUCAAGAACCCCAUGCUGCUUCGAAACAGGAACCCCCAAUGGCAGCCCGCCGCCAAGAUGCCCUCCCGCCGCCUCUUCCGACGCAUCGCCUACCUCCUCGUCAUUGCCGCCGGCCUCUAUUACCUCUUGAGCGACCUCUCCCUCGGUUUCGGCCAACGGCCCCCGAACUACAUCUACCCGUACCCCGAAGACGCUUCUCCGUCCCGCGAUCCCUCCUCACGAAAGCCCGGCCGACUAGCUCAAGGUCAACCCAUCCCGCCGGCCACAGAACACGACUACAAUGGCCCCGUCAAGUUCCACCGGCUCGCCAACUCGCUACACGCCAUUGCUGCUACCAAGGGCAGCCAGCCCAUCAACCAAAAUGUCCUCUUCGCCGCCUCCAACUUGCGCAGCAUAUCGAGCUUGCUACCGUUCGCUUGUAAGAUGGGCACUGAGCUGAGGAGCUACGUACACUUUGCCGUCAUGAGCAGGAGCGACAUCAACCUCGACGAGCUCAAGAAGAUCAACGGCGUGGACGAUACCUGCUACAUCAUCUGGCACGAUGCCCGAGCCGACUUCUCCCCCCUCUCGACCGACGCUCGACUCGAACAAUCCGCGGUCCGCGCGCUGCGACACAUAAGCACAUACAUGCAUCCUCAAGCUAUCCUCAUUGACGGCUCCGACGACGAAUACGUCCCCUUCACGAAAGGAAUGCGCGACGAGACGGGCAGGCUCAAGACCCCGCUGAUUGAGCUUCCCGCUGGUGCCUGGACACAUCUUUCAUGGUUGUCGAAGCUUGACAGCGCUUCCCUAGCUGCGUGGAACCAGGUCAGCGUCGACAUCCUGAUCCAGGCCCCGGCGAGCGGGUCAGGCAGCCUGUUGCGGCUGCUCAAGUCUCUCAAUGACGCCGAUUUCACUGCCUUCUCGAUCCCUCACCUCACCAUUGAGCUACCGCAAGACAUUGAACCUGCGACGGCCAAGUUCCUCGAGACGUUCCGCUGGCCGCCGCCACACGUGCAUAACCCCGGGCGCGUGCAGAUGCUCUCCCUAAGGCAUAGAAUCCCGAGACAGCGCAUGACGGAGGAGGAGAGCUCCAUACGAUUCCUUGAGUCUUUCUGGCCAACAACGCCAAAGUACUCUCAUAUUCUAGUUCUUUCGCCGCAGGCGGAGCUUGCGCCUGGUUUCUUCCAUUACCUGAAGUAUGCGGUGUUGGAGUACCGCUACUCUCGCCUGACCACCCUCCAGAAAUGGGACCAACGUUUGCUCGGCAUCAGCAUGACCACGCCUUCCAUGUACCUGAACGGCAAGAAGGACUUCAUCGAGCCGACGGCAGAAGGCGCAAGCGAUCUCGAACCCGGAACUUCCUACCUGUGGCAAGCUCCCAACAGCAACGCCGUUCUCUUCUUCGGUGACAGGUGGAUCGAGCUACACGGCCUCGUAUCGCAAGUCGACGCGCUACAACACGCGCGGGGUGCCGAGCCAUCGCCGGCGCUGAUUGCCGAAAAGCAGGUCAGCAAGAUGUACCCCUCCUGGCUGGAACAUAUGCUGCGCCUGUCCCGGCUCAGGGGCUACUUCACGCUGUACCCCAGCGCGGAGACGGCAGCCACGAUCGCGACAGUGCACCAGGAGCUCUACCAGGUUCCCGAGGAAUACGAGAAGGAAGGUGGGGAGGGUAAGAGGACGGCGAGUCUCUCGGAAUCGAGGUUUGGCUCCGGGUCCCUGGUCCAGACGAUGGACACACUGCCGAAUAAUGGUAGUCUCAAGCCCGCCAAUGACCUUCCCCUGCUCGGCUGGGAGGGCGAGGGUACGAACCUUAGGCACAUCUAUCAAAUGGCGAUAGAGUACAUGUUCACAUGGCGCGAGCAAGUCGGUGGCUGCAGCAAAGAAGAGUCUCAGCGGGAUCACGUGGAUGGGUCCGCGAGGGAUCUAUUUUGCACACCAGAUGGUAAACUCAAGGCUUAA